AAACGAAUUGAAACAGAGUUAAAAAUAUGUUAUUACACAGAAGAUGAGAGGCUGUGUAUAAGCUAUGUAGACCAAGUUUUAGCUACGUCAGGCCGUUCCUUCAUUCCCUUUUGUUUUUGUGUAUCUUCUCAACUAACAUGUUUAGCCCUAUAAGCUUUGGUUAUUUGCUUUCUGCUGUAUAACAGUCGAAUUGAAGUUUUCAACGCUAAAUAAAAAGGAAGAUAAUCAAACAGUAAUCGAAUGAGAUGUAGAAACUGCUUGCGUGACCACAAGCAUUCUGGCAGUCGAUUCGAGCAUCGAUCAUCUUCUUUUUUGUGUAGUUUGGACGUUAUGUUUGGACUUAUGCCGUUGGAACAAAAAACCGCUGGUUAAAUCUAUACGUCGUAGCUAGGGAGUCUGACUAUUUCUCAAUUCGAUUAGCAAAUCAAUUUGAAUCGGAUGUUUUCUGAGCCGGUCAACUCGAUCAGCAACUAUGACCUGACAGCGGACCAAACUACUCAUCUCACGACUGGGCUAGACAGCUUCGAAGAUGUGUUGAAAAUUGUCUUAGGUAUAGGAAAAUUGGUGCAAAAAAGAAUCGGGUGUCAAAGAACUUAAUGAAUAUUAAGGAUAUCAUACGAUGCGAAUUCCCACCAUGAAAUUUCUUUGCAAAACUCCUAAGCAACCCAACGCAGAGUAAUGUCACUCACUGCUAGUAAACUGUCAUCCAGUAGUGCUGGGAUGAAAGUCAAUUGGUUAAGUAUUGUGUGACGCAACAAGCACAAACAUAGCACGCUAUAUGAAUGUAAGGUGUAGAACAAAAAAUCAUGCAAUCAAAGCUUCGUGUUUCAUCGUGUGGUUCAAUAAGAAGAGACCAUCGCUGCAGUGGGAUAUGGUUGAUUAGGUAUGCCUUGAACAAGGGUCUGGGGUGAUUUGAUUCUGUUUUGAUGGACUGCGUCCAAGUAUAGAUAACAGUUCUCUUAGGUAUGCUAGAUUCUCCUUUGCAUCAGUAGUGGUUAAUAUUUUUGCACAGAGUUCAAAUGGGAUUUCAUAACUAUGUGUCAUGUCUAGCAUGACACAUAGAUGUCAUCUAUACUUGGGGACUGCGUUUGCCUUUUGAACUACUAGUUUGAGCGAGUAUUGUUUGACGUUAACCUUAACUUAACCAUCCUGAAAUUGCAAAACUCUGACUUUCAAUGUCCGCGAGAAAUAUCUCAAAAAGCACAUCAGUCAAAAUGGUGGAGACAGGUAAUUCGAACAAGCCAACGCUUCAUCUCACAAUUCAAAAUUGAAAUCAAUUUCAAUACAUACAACACAAUCAAAAUGAAUCCAUCAAUGCCUAAAAGUUCCUAACGAAAUUGUGGAUGAGCUACCCACUAAUCUAAACUUAAAAUCAUUUGGAAAUGUUUUGAGGACCAUUACUGCCGUGAAUUGCAUAUCAGUCCCAUCUUUGCUGAAUUUCCUAUGCAAAUGGGACAAAUAUGCGAUUCACGACAGAUUAGUAACUGCAAAUUAAUUAACCCGAAAUCACAAGAACCUCUAGAUAGUAAUCAUGGACAGUUUGAGAUUGAGCUUGAUUAACAUACACUCACACAAGGAAUCAAUGAGAUAUCUACCGGAGACUAAAGCAGGCAUCUUUAGUGAGUGUUGGUGAUCUUCUAUUUUUAGGCGACAAUGGCGCCUGCCUCAUCAGGUUACAGGUCAAUGUGAGGAAGGUGAAGGAAGUGAUGAUUGCAAUCGUUUGUAUCCACAUCAGACCAAAUAUACCUCUGCAUCUGCACAUAUUCAUGCGGAUGUCGGAGUGUUGAUGGGAUAUGGUUGGCAAUGGGUUCACACAUUGUUGCGUGAAUGCCAGGCGUAAGUUGAUAGAUUACCCGAGCAAAGUCCAACAGCAAAAUUACAGCAGAUCGAAAACAUGUUUUGUAUUCAGCAACAAAUUGAUAUCACAUUUUGAUAUCAGUUUAUCUUUACUUAAUUUGAUUUCAAAUUGUGUUUUCAGUUUGCUUUCAUUUUCAAUUAAUGCAAAUGUUUAGUAUUAGAAUAGUUUGAACUCUUUUAAGUAAACUAUGUAAAGUAAUUCUAGGGAUACAUCAUUAGUGCAAUUAUACUUUUGUAUUUAUGAUUUGAUAUCAACUGAAAAACUCUACAUUUAACGAUUUUUCAUUUUUCUUGUGCUGGUAACAAAAACAGUUAUCAAUUUGCUAUGCUGUGUUAAUGCUGUGUUAUUGAUGUUUAUUUCAUCCGACUGAUGUGUCUUAAUGAAUAGAUCCUUACAACUAGUUUAACACUGUAGUAGGCUAUGCAUUAGGUAUCAUUCUGAAUAAACGUCACUUGUAUACUGUACACUGAAAUAGUAAGAAGUGUUUUUACUAAACACUACAAACACAAAACGUGAAAGUCUACUCUUAAAAUUAUUUGUCGUUACAUUAAAGUCAUACAAGUGCACCACAUGGUUAAAACAUUCCAUCAUUGCUCGAAUUGGUUCUUGAGAAGUAUAAUCCUGCCGUCUAAAAGGCAGCCUGAAGAAUUCGGGUCGGCGAGUAGCAUAGCCAGGAACAUUAAUGUUAACUAGCACCAGCAAGUUUGGCGCAUCAAUUUCAGCAGCAAGUAGUUUAGCUAUAAAGAUAGCCUUGGCUCGUUUUCUUCUUUGCGUCAACGUAUCCAGCCCAAUUAGUUGACAUCGACUCUCAUACGGUGGCAGAUUCUGCGGAUUAUUCCACGGCAAGUUACGGUGCAAAUCUCACAAAUCUCUUCUGAACAGACUCAAUUCGAGAGGCCACAGUGCUGUGAUAGGGAUCCCAUACUAUCGACGCGGUUUCUAGAAGAGGCCGAACGAGACUUACGUACAGAGAUUUGAGCGUGUACGGAUCUCUGAACUCCUUACUCAGUUUGCUGACAAACCCAAGUUGACGGCGAGCCUUAUCGAUGAUCUCUUCGUGGUGAUUUCUGAACGAGAGAGCUGAGUCGAGAGUUACACCUAAGUCUUGGAUCGUUUCAGUUCUUUGUACCAGUUCGCCUCCAAUCGUGUACUCGAAAAAUAAUGGAUUCAUUUUAUGGUGGUAGCUUAUGACGAAGCAUUUGGGGAUGCUGAGUUCCAUCUUAUUUGCUUGGCACCAAGUUGCAAACAUCUCAAGCAAAGUUUGGAGUCUGCGACAAUCUUCAACACCGUUGAUAACAAUGUACAGCUUAAAAUCGUCAGCGUAACCCAGACAAAAGCAUUCCCCAAUAUGUAACAAGGCAUCGUUUAUGAACAACGAGAACAAUAGUGGGCCUAAAUUGCUGCCUUGCGGUACACCGGAAGGGUUUUCGAAUCAGCGUGAAACAGACGAUCCGAUUUUCACGGCUAAUUUUCUUCCACAGAGGUACGAUCGGAGCCAUGCAACAAAGCUGGACGAGCAUCCCAGUUUAUCAUUGUAUCAUUGAUAGCAGGAAUUGUUUUCAAUUUGCUGUUACAGGAACAUUUUUCUGCUCUCAUUUUUGAUGUUUUAACAACCGUUAAAACGACCAAAACGACAACAACCUGAGUUAUCAAGAUUUGCAAUAUCACAACAUCAAAAUAAGUUUUCAAUUUGCUAUCAGACUUUGCUCGGGUAGUGUAUAUAACUUUGGAGAUAUUGCGGCACAGUUUUGCUUAAUUGCAUAACUAGGCGUUUGACACUGUGUUAGAAAAAUUGAAAGGAAGGGCAACGGAUUUUUCUGUUCUAGCGAUGGAUAUGCACACGUGAAUAUACAUGAUUUGUAUAAGUAGAGAAGAGGGAGAAAGUACACACUUAGAAAAAAAUUACCGACUUCGGCAAUGUUUUACCGAAACCUCAACGGUUAUGUUUAUCUUACAUGAAAAAUUCGGUAAAUCUUUCAACUUUUACCUAACUUCGUUAGAGUUUAACAGAUAAACGACAUGAGUACCGUUAUCACUGUAGCGUAACGCUUUACUUUAUAAAUUUAUAGCGUUCGCAAGAAGGCACAAUCCCUUUCGUUAUACGGGCAAUGGCCGAUCGAUUAAUUAUAUGUUAGAAAGGAUUCUGAAAUAAACCCAGCAGCAGAACAUUCUGUGAUCUGGUAACAGCAGCACGUAUUCGUUCGUUUCAACUACGUCUAAAACCCCAAGAAAGAAACUUCUUUAAAAAGUAGUUUUAAGAAAUAGUGAAGAGGUCUUAAAAACUAAAGUGAAUACAUUACAGCUGGCGACGAGGAAAAAGAAGUGACAGUGUUUCUCAUACGGAAUAUUCCGUGUAGCAAAGAAAUUCCAGAGUGAGCUGAGUAAGUAAACGGCAGAGUUUUUGUGGAGAGUGGUAAGCUCUAGAAAACUUGUGCUUGACAGUGUGUUUGUGACUAUUUUGAAGAGGUCAAAACGCCUUGAUCAAAUUAGAGCAGCUGUUGAAUAAAUGAAAAAACGCGCAAACGUCGUGUUUGGUGUAUAAAUGCAUAUGUAAUAGCAUAUUUGAAUUGUGAUAUCAAAAGUUCCAUUUUGUACAUCAUUUUCACCAUUUUAUUCUUUCCAUUAUUCACAGAACUCCCUUCUCGCUCCCACCGAUUUGGCCAUUUUGGUUUUACCAUCGACCAUAGUGUUCGAGUUUGCAUUCUAUCAGAGAGUCGGCGUGCCACCCAGCCACCCAUUAUACCGACCCACUCAACCACGACGGGCGGGAAUCCAUCAUCUGGAGGUGAUCAGUAGUGAGCUAGUGAGAGAUCGUGUGGUAGAGCAAUUCGCGAGAGUGAGUUUCUGUUGAGCUCGGGGAGAGUUUGUAGAACUGGUGAGUGAGAGAUUCCGCGAUUGCGAGUAGUGAGAAAGGCUGAGCUGGCUGUGUCUCACUUGAGUCUCGCUUGAAAAAGUAAACAGUGCAAUCAACUGCAGCUGGUAGAGUUGCAUCUGCGGUGAGGAAAAAGUGCAUCAAGUAAGUGAUUUUAAUUUGGUUUUCUGCUGGUUGUUACUAGUACACCGUGCCCUCCUUUGGAACGUUAGACCAUUACGUGAAAGGCACGUCCUUCACGAAUUAUUUGGAGCGUUUGGAACACCUUAGCUCCUUUAAUAAUUGGACGGAGGAAAACAAGAAAUCGGUGCUGAUUGCUCUUACCGGCCCGGUUGUUUAUGAUGAACUUAAACUGAUGUUUCCAACCGUUGAAUUGGGAACGUUAAAUUAUGCGGACAUGGUGAAAAAGUUAAAGGAAAGGUUCGACAAGGUAGAUCCCGAUAUGAUGCAGCGAUUUUAUUUCUAUAAUCGAUUCCAAAAACCGGACGAAUUUGCUGAAAGCUUCAUUUUGUCAGUGAAGUUGCAGGCAGAGUUAUGCAAUUUUCAGCAGUUUAAGGAAACUGCAAUUAGGGAUCGAUUGAUAAUGGGGCUGCAUGAUCGGGAGUUGCAAAAGUCUUUACUAAUGUCGGAGACACUGACACUAGAUGCAAUUGAGAAGAAAUUGCUUAGCAGUGAGGUAGCCAACAGACAGACCAAAGCAAUGAACAGUGAGCCAAGAAGGGACGAAGUGCAUUCAGUGAAGAGCAGACUAGGUAAAAAAGUUGGUGAAAGUAGCCGGGAUUAUGGGCGUGAUAGAUCGGACAGGCAAUACAGGGGCCGUAUUGUAAAUAGGAAUGAAAAGCGAGUUAGUUUCCGUGGUAGAUCUCCGUCUGAGUCCAAAAAUCGCAAUGCAUACGCUAAUGCAAUUUGUAAUUAUUGCAAAAAGCGAGGACAUUUGAGAAGGGACUGCUAUAGUUUGCAAAAUCGAAACUCGGUGUAUCACGUAGAGAAGGUUGAAAAGGACACUAGCUAUGAUUUUAAACGGUCAGGCGGGCAUGAUAGUUCAGGUGAAGAAACAGAUGGAAUGGAGUGUUUGAUGAUUUCCACCGUUAACAAAAUUAAUGAACCGUGCAUGAUUAAAGCAAAAGUGCAAAACUGUAUGCUGAAGAUGGAAAUUGAUUCGGGGUCAGCUGUUUCUGUGAUCAGUGAGGCCGACUGUAGGAAAUUUUUCAACGCUAUUCCAAUACGCAGCUCUAGCAGACAGCUGAUUGUUGUUGAUGGAGCACGCUUGAGGAUUACAGGAGAAAUUUCUAUACAGGUUGAAUUGAACGGGUCAAUAGCAAAGCAAAAGCUUGUAGUUUUGCAGUGUAGCAACAGUUUUGUUCCUUUGAUUGGAAGAUCAUGGCUUGAUUGUUUCUUCCCUGGAUGGAGAUCGGGUUUCACGAGCACAGCGAUGGUGAAUAGUCUGAACGAGAAGAAAGAUUUUUCAGAACCUAUCGUAGGCUAUGAGGGGGAACUGAUCCUGAAGCAUGAACAACCGAUUUUCAAGAAGGCGUAUACGGUACCCUACAAGUUAAGAAACAAACUGGCGGAGCAUUUGGAGAUGCUGGAGCAACAGAAGGUAAUCACACCUAUAAAGGCUAGUGAGUGGGCAUCGCCUGUGAUAGUGGUAGUUAAAAAAGACCAAGAUAUACGCUUGGUAAUAGACUGCAAAGUUUCAAUCAAUAAAGCGAUAGUACCAAAUACAUACCCACUACCACUAGCACAGGACAUAUUUGCUUCUCUAGCAGGCUGUAGGGUAUUCUGUUGUCUAGAUUUGGCAGGGGCCUAUACGCAAGUUCCUCUCUUCAGGCGGUCCAAAAAGUUCACUGUCAUCAACACUAUGAAAGGCUUAUUUACCUAUAAUAGACUUCCACAAGGGGCUUCAAGUUCAGCGGCAAUUUUCCAACAAAUUAUGGACCAGGUCCUGCAUGGACUAGAGGGAGUUAGUGUCUACUUGGAUGAUGUCCUUAUUGCGGCCGAAAAAUUUGAAAAGUGUGCAAAAAUUUUGGAUUUGGUUCUUGAACGACUAUCUAAAGCAAACAUCAAAGUAAACUUUAAGAAAUGCAAGUUUUUUGUGACGCAAUGGGGAACAUUCGGUGUAGUACUAGAUUUGUAGUAAUGAGCUGAAUUUUUGUAUGGUGAGAAGGUCAAUGCUCCGUUUCUGUAAAGAAAUGGUGCAAAAAGCGUGGGUAUUAUGAUUCCUUGCCUAAUUUGAUGCUGUUUGAGCAAAACUUUGGAUAACUAUGUUGUUUACGUUGCAAGAAAUGGAGAAAACAACAACACUGUUGUCCAAAGUUUUGCUCAAACAGCAUCAAAUUAGGCAAGGAAUCAUAAUACCCACGCUUUUUGCGCCAUUUCAUUGCAGAAACGGAGAAUUGACCAUCUCACCAUACUAAAAUUCAGCUCAUUACUACAAAUCUAGUACUUCACCGAUCUGUCCUAUUGCCAUAUCUAGGACAUCUUAUUACUGACAAGGGACUUUCGCCAUCUCCUGAAAAAGUGUCAACAAUUAGUCAAGCAAAGCCUCCGACUAACGUACCAGAACUUAGAGCAUUUCUUGGUUGGAUUAUUUUCUACAAUAAAUUCGUUCCACACUUGUCUUCCAAGCUAAGGAGUUUGUACGCUCUGCUGGCUAAUAACACUACCUUUGAUUGGACAGAGGAUUGUGAGGAAGCGUUUCAGUCCAGUAAGAAAGCCUUGUUGAAAGCAGAUUUGCUGGAGUUCUAUGACCCUAAGAAACCGCUAAUUGUUGUCUCAGAUGCUAGUUCAUACGGAUUGGGUGGUGUUCUAGCCCAUGAAGUCGACGGAUUAGAAAGACCCAUAUGCUUCACAUCGUUUUCGCUGAAUUCUGCACAGAAACGAUACCCUAUCCUUCAUUUAGAAGCGUUGGCGUUGGUUUGUACCGUGAAGAAAUUUCAUAAAUUUCUUUUUGGGCAAAAGUUUAAGGUUUACACCGACCACAAGCCUUUGGUUGGCAUAUUCGGCAAAUCCGGUAACAAUUCGUUAUUUGUAACUAGACUCCAGAGAUAUACCAUGGAAUUAUCCAUUUAUGACUUUGAAAUUGCAUAUAGAGCAUCAACAAACAUGGGAAACGCAGAUUUUUGCUCCCGAUUCCCGCUGGAGCAACCUAUUCCUAAAUGCCUCGACAUAGGUAGCAUUAAUAGCUUGAACUUCUCGGAUGCUUUACCUUUGGAUUAUAAUUUGAUUGCCAGAGAAACUGAA
Molecule: messenger RNA, 7973 nt
Organism: Aedes albopictus (Asian tiger mosquito)
Lineage: Eukaryota; Metazoa; Arthropoda; Insecta; Diptera; Culicidae
Exons: 2
Coding region: 5086-6867 (593 amino acids)
Molecular function (GO): nucleic acid binding; zinc ion binding
Source: RefSeq, a predicted model, not a curated record